CCCUCUUUUGUGUUCCUCUCUGUUCUCAGAGAAACAGAGGAGCUUGGAAUAGGGUAAAGCUCCCACCUUUCUCGUAUUAGACGGCGAACAAUGGCAUCGGAACCGCGAAUCUAGCUCAUUUUCGCCGGAAGAGUCUCCAAAUCCAGUGAUCUCACUACCUGCUUCCCGAGGUUUCCUGGGUGUUAUUUUCCUUCACGCCAUUGAAGAACUAUAUAGUAAAUCGUUGGCUUAAAAGUACAGCUAAGUCAUGAUGACAACAGUCGAGUUUGCAACCACCUCUUGAUCUUUGUGCAUAACUUCUUGGCUCCUUGAAUAGAAAUACUGCCCUUCAACUAGCAACUUCUGGUCAAGGGGUGUGAUUAUACUCAAUGGGCUCGAGAUUCCCAUCACAUCAACUUAGCAAUGGCCUGUAUGUUUCAGGCCGGCCUGAACAACCGAAAGAGAAGCCUGUGGCAAUGAGCUCCACAGCCAUGCCAUACACAGGCGGGGAUAUUAAGAAGUCCGGUGAACUUGGGAAAAUGUUUGACCUUCAUGUUGAAAACUCCAAGUCAAGGAAGUCUGGUCCUAUUAAUGCACCUUCAAGGACUGGUUCAUUUGGAGCAAUGCCAGGUUCUGGGGCAACACUUGUCACUGGAGGAUCCAAUAGACAAAAGUCUAAUUCUGGACCUUUAAACCGACAUGGUGACCCAGUUAAGAAGUCAUCCGGUCCUCAAUCUGGUGCCAUCAACUCAAUGGGACGGCAGAACUCAGGCCCCCUCACACCUGUACUCCCUGCCACCGGCCUCAUCACAUCGGGUCCUAUCUAUUCAGGACCACUUAAUACCUCUGGUGUUCCUCGAAAAGUUUCUGGUCCUUUGGAUUCAGUUGGAUCAAUGAAGCUACACAGCGCUGCUAUUGCACAUAACCAAGCUGUUACUAAUUUAGGCAAAGAAGAUGACUAUUCAUUCAAGAGGAACUUCCCUAAGACAAUAUUGUGGGCUAUCAUACUGCUUUUUGUGAUGGGGUUCAUUGCUGGUGGAUUUAUUCUCGGUGCUGUCCACAAUGCGGUUCUCCUUGUUGUUGUUGUGAUUAUCUUCGCUGUUGUUGCUGCGCUGUUUACUUGGAAUACUUGCUGGGGAACGAGAGCUGUUACAGGCUUUAUUGCUCAAUACCCUGAUGCUGAACUAAGGACUGCAAGAGAUGGUCAAUUCGUCAAGGUCUCCGGGAUUGUUACCUGUGGAAAUGUUCCCCUUGAGUCAUCCUUCCAGAAGGUUCCCCGAUGCGUGUACACAUCUACAAGUUUAUAUGAAUACCGGGGUUGGGAUUCUAAGGCUGCCAACCCCCAGCAUCGCCGUUUUACCUGGGGUCUCCGAUCCUUGGAGAGGCAUGUUGUCGACUUCUACAUUUCCGACUUUCAGUCUGGGUUAAGAGCCUUGGUUAAAACUGGAUAUGGUGCGAGGGUGACGCCGUACGUGGAUGAGUCGGUUGUUAUUGAUGUUAAUCCAAACAACAAAGAUUUAUCUCCUGAAUUCCUCCGGUGGUUGUCUCAAAGAAACCUGUCCAGUGACGACCGAGUCAUGCGAUUGAAAGAAGGGUACAUCAAAGAGGGAAGUACGGUGAGCGUAAUGGGGGUUGUGCAGAGGAACGAGAAUGUGCUGAUGAUCGUUCCUCCCUCCGAGCCAAUCUCCACCGGAUGCCAAUGGGGCAAGUGUUUACUUCCGGCAAGCCUCGAAGGCAUAGUGUUACGAUGCGAAGACACCUCUAAGAUCGACGUGAUUCCUGUGUAGUAUUUCACCCUCAUGUUUUUCAGGUAUAUAUUAUAUAUCUUUAUGUAUGCCGAACAAAGACAGAAGACCGGAAUGGUGUUUGAUGGAUCCUACCUACAUUGUUGUUAUUGUUGUUGUUGUUGUUGUUGUUGUUGAUGUUGAUGUUGUUUUCCUUGAAAUGGGUGUAUAGUUUUCUGUUAUUUCUUCUUGUCCUUGUUUUAUUUUGUUCUUUUUGUGUUCAUUAGGAUUGAUAGGUUCUGUAACAAGGUUGGAUUCAGUGGUACAGUGGAAGAGUGUCUUUGAUGUGUUAUUGUAUUUUGAAGGAAGAGAGGAGUGAAAUCAGUGCUUUAUUUUGAGAUCUUUUA
Molecule: messenger RNA, 2110 nt
Organism: Dioscorea cayenensis subsp. rotundata (Guinea yam)
Lineage: Eukaryota; Viridiplantae; Streptophyta; Magnoliopsida; Dioscoreales; Dioscoreaceae
Exons: 6
Coding region: 369-1766 (465 amino acids)
Source: RefSeq, a predicted model, not a curated record